UAGCGAUAACAAAUGACACAAAAGCAAAAGGAAAAUUUCUGCGUACGGGUCGUGUUGUGGGUGUUCGUAUCAAAAAAUUCCAAAUAGCCAGCCAUCCGGUGUGAAACGUUCGAGCCGCCAGCGGCAGUGAUUAUUCCGAUUUGCCGAAAUAUAGCCCUGAUCAAGUGAAAAUCGAGGCGGCUGCAAAUCAAGGUGGCCGUUGCUAAUAAGUGUUCACGAAUGAGAGCGCAAAGCAGAUGUCGGAGAGCGUCCCGCGCUUCAGUGUGUGUGUGCGUGAACGAGUAGAAAGCGGCGGUAAAAACCUUCGCGUGUAACCCACUAAAAAACAGCAAAUUUCAAUAUCAAAAAGAUAUUAUAUUAUUGAAAAAUAAGUGCAAAUAGAUAUACACAGGGAAAUCGAAAAAUCCCUGGAUAUCAAGAGCAACAGCAACAGUCGCCAAGGAGCAGAAUCUGCGGACGAAAACAAAAACGCUUUAAAAACGCAGUCGCCGAUACAGAAAGUGCCAGCGUGUGCGUGUGCAUAUGUGUACGUAGAAGUGGGCAAAGAGAACGGUGGAAAAAAAUAAAAACUGUGGCAGUGCAAAACUCGCGGCUGAUAAAGAUUGUGAUAAUCUAACAGAAUAUAAUAAGAAAAAACCGAAACCAAAAAUUGGUUGAAUAAUAUUUAAGUCAACGCCAGUGCUGCAAAAAUCGGUCCGCAUUAUCAUCGGAACGUUCAGUGUUGCACAUCGCUGCCGCCCCACGCAUAAUCCAACACUUUCCCCCCCGCCCACACUCACACGGAUUUGGAUUCCUACGUCUGCAUUAUAAUAUUGCGCUUAUUUUAACUCGCGAGCUUAACGAUGCGACACGAUCAGUCACUGGACCUUUUUAUUUUUUUUUGUUAGUUGUUGGAGAAUUCUUUAACUACGUAAAUUGUACGUAGAAUAAUAUAAUCCACUUGGUAUCUCGAAAAGAGAAAAUAGCGAAGGAAUUAGAAAUGAGUCGCAUGCAAAAGCAGCAGUACGAGACCUUGAGCAGCGGCACAAGUAAGUCGCGUCGCAAAAAUCAGCAAAGUGGCCAUGAAAUGGGGUUACCAUCCGACGGGGACCACGAUCAGGUGGUGCGAGGUCAUAUAAAUGGACAUCUCCUGGUUAAUGGCAAUGGCAAAAAACGGAAGUAUAGUAAAUCAGAAAUGUUGACCAAUGGCAAAAAGUCCAAACCGAAUACAGAGGGUUCUGUUUCGGGAAAUGGCAAGUCCCUGGCCUAUAACAAUAAUAAUAACAACAACAGCAUAAGUGCCACCAAUGGCCAAUACAACAAUAGCAGCAGUAAAACGACAUCAUCUUCUGGAAGGGACUACAAUUAUCGCGAAACUAUAUCUCCGCCUACACCUCCUUCACCACCAUCCACAAAUGUGGCUGAGAUUGUUUGCAUCUCGGACGCGGAGAGCGACGAAGAAAGGGAUCCGGAGCGGGACUACUAUGACCAGGAUACAGAGGAGGAGGAAACGAACGGGAUGGGGCCCGAGGAAUCGCCCCCAAGCAAGUCAAAGACGAAGUCCAAUAAUGCAGCUGCAGCGGCGGCGGCUGCAGCAGCGGCAGCAGCAGCGUCAAUGGCCUCGUCGUCGGCCACGCCCUCCUACGCCAUGCCCACCAGCAAUAGUACGCCCCUGGAUCUGGACAAUGAGGCGCAUCAACGGGACCUGGAGACGGUGACCGAUCUGCGAUCCUACGUCAAAUUGUACAGUGAUGAGGCCGUCAGUCUGAAUGAUUUCAAAAUAAUACGGGUUCUUGGAACAGGGGCCUAUGGACGGGUUUUCCUUGUUCGCAAGUUAACAAGGCACGAUGCCGGAAAAUUGUAUGCAAUGAAGGUUCUCAAUAAGAUAACGGUAGUCCAGAAGCGUAAAACCGCCGAACACACCAAAACGGAACGCGUGGUACUGGAGGCUGUUCAGCGCAGUCCUUUUCUCGUGAGUCUCCAUUACGCGUUUCAAUCCUCGUCGAAGCUAUAUCUAGUGCUAGACUUUGCUAAUGGCGGAGAGCUGUUCACGCAUCUUUACCACGCGGAACAUUUUGAGGAGUCUCGCGUACGUGUGUACAUAGCCGAGGUGGUUCUGGCCUUGGAGCAACUGCAUCAGCUGGGGAUCAUCUAUCGGGACAUUAAGCUGGAGAACAUUCUGCUCGAUGGCGAGGGGCAUAUUGUACUCUCUGAUUUUGGACUGUCAAAGAUCCUCACUGCCGAGAAUGAGUAUCGAGCGCACAGCUUCUGCGGUACCUUGGAAUACAUGGCACCGGAAAUCAUCAGGACGGGGCCGCCGGGGCACGACAGUGCCGUGGACUGGUGGUCGGUGGGUGUGCUUACCUUUGAGCUGCUCACCGGUGCCUCGCCAUUCGCCACGUCUGACGGGCAGAGCCAGCAGUCGGAGAUCUCUCGACGGAUCCAGAAGGAGCAACCGUUGAUUCCCUCCUCAUUCAGCGCUAAUGCCCGAGAUUUUGUGCUGAAGAUGCUGGAGAAGAACCCCAAGAGGCGGCUGGGGGGCAAUCAUCGCGACGCUAGCGAGAUUAAGGAGCACGCCUUUUUCCACGGCAUCAACUGGCAGGAGCUGCGCAACAAGCGCCGCAAAGCGCCCUACAAGCCCACCCUCACCUCCGAGGACGAUGUGCAGAACUUUAGCAAUGAGUUCACCGACCAGGUUCCCGAGGACCCCGAGUGCGAUGCUCCGCCCAGCCGGAUUCGACUCUUCCGCGGCUACACCUAUGUAGCACCGGAGCAUUUGGAGCAAAUGCGAAGGGAUAACCAGUGCCAGAUUCAAUACUGCAAUCCAGGACUUCAGAAUAUACCAUCACGACCUGAUGACCUCGAAUUGGGCACCCGCACCGUGAGCGGAGCCUAUGGUACUUGUCACUUUGUGGUAGAUAGCUCCUCGGAGAUGGUCUUUAUGGCCAAGGUUAUACCACUGUCCAAGUUCCGUCCCUCCGAGGUGGACGCACUGAUCUCGUGCGCUCUAGAUACUAACAGUCACAAAAACAUUGUUAGCUACCAUGGAACGUUUAGGGACAAGUGUGAGACUUGGAUCAUCAUGGAGUACCUGUGUGGCGAAGAGCUGACUGCAUCCAUCCGUAUGGAUGAGCAGUCGUGCCGGGAGAUUUUUCUGCAACUGGUGAUGGCCGUGCGCCACAUCCAUUCUAAGCACUUUUUACAUGGGGACCUGAAGCCAGAGAACGUCAUGUUCGAGAGCCGGGAGGAUAGGCACGUCAAACUGGUUGACUUUGGCAAUGCCUGUUACAAUAAUCGUUUCCAGAGCUGGAAGGACAAGCCACGCUACACGCUAGACUACGCUCCUCCCGAAAUGCUAGCGGACGCGAAUCUCGUCACUUAUUCGCCAGCGGUGGAUAUCUACGGUCUUGGGGCCACUCUCUACACCAUGCUGGUGGGUCAUCAGCCGUACAGGCAGAACUUGGACGAUGUGGAUCACUCCGCCCAUGCCCAUCACGAGCUUCGCAAGCGAAUGCGUCGGGAGACGUUCAACCAGCGCUCAAAGCGCUGGGAGAAUUCAAGUCCAGCGUUUCGGCAUCUGGUUGGCUGGUGCCUGCAGCGAAAUCCGGCCGAUCGGCCUACAAUAGCAGAUAUUCUAGACAGCGAGUGGCUGCAAUACACCAGUGAUGAUCCGGACGUGGAUAUCAUUGUGUCGCCAGAGCAGCAGGUCGUGGUAGACCUCAGCGAGGACACCAUGGAGCAGCCGACGUCAGGUAUGUUAGACGAGCAGGAGCAGCCUGAAACCACACUCGACAAGUCGGCGGAGGAUGAGGGUAUCACCCUGCUCACGGAUGAGGCUGUGCCGGCCAGCGAAUCUAUAACCAAUGCAGCCACUUUAACUGCGGCAGUUGCUCCUCCCUCCGACGACGAGGACCUGGUGAUUCACGAACGAUUCGACCCGGCCUUUGAGUGCCCGACGGACUUCUACGGCUUCGACGAGGAUGCGCCGCCUCUUCCGCUGCCCGCGGAGUACUAUACCGAACUGCCUCUGCCGCAGGAGGAUCGGCAAAACAUGCCACCGCCUCCAGCUCCAGUUGAAACGUAUCAGCCCAUUCGACGGCCGAGAACGCGCCAGCAGCGUCGCACAGAGAGCCAGCUGUUACAUCCUGUCAGCACCGCCACACAGGAAGACAACAAGGCGUCCUUGCGCCUGCUGAUGCAGCAGCUGCCGCCGCCCGUGGACAUCGUGGUGACCCGCAUACCGAAGAGAACCCAACGCGUGGUACGCACAUUGCCUCCCUCGUUCGGAAGCACUAAGCAGAGAGAGGAGAGUUUCCAUGGUUUCAGCAAGACGGCAAAUUCGUGGCGUAAGUCGCGGGCCAGCUGGCGGCACUUCUGUUUGCUUAUCAACGGAGUGCAGCAGGUGCUCAAAAAUAGGUUCAAGAAGAAGCGCCGGGUCUACUGCCUGCCCAACAUUAAGUUGGAAAAGAUCGACUAUGCUUACGAGAAGCCGCUGACUUUCCCACGGCCCAAGGCGUCGCAACUGAAGCGCGCAAAACGGGAGCCCAAGGUGCCGCGACCGCCGACGCGAGUGCAACCGGAGAGGGCGCGGGCGCUGCGGCAACGGUAUGUGUUCCAAUGACAUGAGGAUGACGAUGACGACGAGCUAGAGGUGGUGGAAAUCAAGAACGAGACGCUGGGCGAGGAGGAGGAGCAACCGCGAGCGGUGCUGCAGUGGGAGGGCGACUUCAGGAGGCCACGGAUGUACAGCUGACGACAGACAUUGACCCAAUGGCCCUACCAGGACAACGACGACCACACCCCGGGCAAAUCUGUGGGUGAAGACUCCUUGGGGUUCUGCACCCAACAACAAACCCACUAACCCCACUAUUUAACAAUGGAGAGCAUGAGUGGAAUACGAAGUACGGAAACCAACUUAACACUUUAAACUUUAAUAGGAGGGGUAACAGCAACGUCCUUAUAAGUGUUUUAUAUAUGCGAUUUGUUGUGCUAGUUAAUUAUUUCAAUAGCCUAAAUGUAAAAAAGUCAGACACAAAAAAUGGGAACUAUACAAAGGCAACUUUUUGCAUUGAUCUUAGAGCGGUUAAGACAUUGAAACAAAACUUUAACAAUUACCGACACAGAACACAAUCACUAAUAUCAUUAUUACGGUUUGCAAUUAGUUUAGUGCAAAAUUAUGUUUAAGCAAGACAGUGAGAAAGAUACACAAGCCCCUAAAUACACAAAAAUUUGGUUUAAGUUGUGCUUUAUAUUAAGUUAUAUUCUUUAUUCCUAAAGCAGCAUUCUCAACACUACCCAACAAUUAACUAGAAAAUCCCGCCCAGUAUAUAUUGCCAUCUGCAAUCGGGUUUAAAUAAUCCAUUUGAUUAUGAAUGCAUUUGGCAAUGUUUCCUUAUAAUAUUUAAAUCAUUUCAGUUAAAACUAAAGGAAAAAAGAUGCAACGCCCGAAGAGCCAUUUCCACAUGAAACUGCGAAGUUCUUCUUCGAGGCCGAGCCAAAACCAAUGCGUUUUUUGCAAAAGAAACUGAUCAAGAAACGGAUCAAGAAACGUAAAUAGUCGUAGAGUUGUUAAGGGCAAACUAACUUUUAUUUGUUUUGUUAAGUAUUUUUGAUUGUUUAAUUUUUUAAUUUGCCGCAAAACCUGUAACUAAGUUAGUUAAUGCAAUGAAAAUCGAUGAAAUCUAAAUAAACUUAAAAAAAUUACGUUAUUGUAAACUCUCUUGAUUUGUAUAUUUUUAUUGUGUAUUAUUUAAAUGUUUUUAACGCAACCACAUAAACCCCUCCGCUGACAAAAACUUAAAACCAAAACCAAUUCACAUAUCUAAACUGUGUAAACUGGCCGUAUAGUUGUAUGAAAAGGAUGUUAAAAAUCAUGGUGUAAAUUUUAGUAUAAAACAAAUAACAUUUAUAUUAAAGUUGCCUUUUAACAAGUUGCCUUAGAACACACACAAAUGUAAAACCCAAAAAAAAACUCCAAGUCGCAAUACAAAAAGUUAAACAAAACUUAAAUUUUAUAAGCAAAACAAAACCAUAUUAAGGAACUGUUUGGCAUGAGUUUUUUAUAGGCGCGAUCAUUGGCAAUUCGUCGUAGUUUAAGAUCUCUGGAACUAUUCUAGACCAUAGACUACACCCAAUCUACCUACAGAGGAGGCAACAACCAAUAAGCAACAACCAAUGGGGACAAUUAGUUAAAUGUAAGAAUAAAGCAAUCAAAUCGUAUUGAACUCGAUUUUUAUAGUUCGGCCAAAGCGUUAUACCGAUAACGGAUAGUUAUGUUAACCAAACAAAUGCGUUUGUUUAGCUUCGAAGAUCAAUUGAGGUACACAGAUGAAUUUGAAAACAAGUUGCUAGCUAUUAAGUCACCAAAGUCUGUACAUAAAACCAAUAUCAAAAUGCAGUUAAAAUAAAGCAUUUCAAAUGAUAA
Messenger RNA from Drosophila rhopaloa, 6403 nucleotides. Its product is annotated as chromosomal serine/threonine-protein kinase JIL-1. Lineage: Eukaryota; Metazoa; Arthropoda; Insecta; Diptera; Drosophilidae. Gene Ontology annotation, biological process: protein phosphorylation; regulation of DNA-templated transcription. Gene Ontology annotation, molecular function: protein serine/threonine kinase activity; ATP binding. The record is from RefSeq and is a predicted model, not a curated record. The transcript has 8 exons. Bases 980 to 4600 code for a protein of 1206 amino acids.